UCAUGUUAACAUCCUUCAGCUCUCUCUCUCUGUCUCAAAAGAAAAAAAACAGAAGAAGAAUUCUAUUUCGAUCGAUCCGGAGUUCGUCUUUUUGAUAUAUGGAGUCUCUGCAGAGCAGAGUCGAAUCAUGGAUUAGAGAGCAGAGGAACAGGAUUAGGGUUUCAUGGCCGCAGCUGAAAUGGCCUUGGAAGAACGACAGAGAGCAGAGGAAGAAGCUCCAGGAGGAGUACGAGCGACGGCGGAAACAGCUUCAAGGUCUCUGCCACGCUGUGAAAGCCGAUUCCAUCUCCGACUUGCAGGACAUUCUCUGCGCCAUGGUCCUCUCCGAAUGCGUCUACAAGAGGCCUGCCACAGAGAUGGUUCGAGCAGCUAACAAGUUCAAGGCAGAUUUUGGUGGACAAGUUGUUUCUCUAGAGCGUGUGCAACCUUCGUUAGAUCAUGUUCCUCAUAGGUAUUUAUUAGCAGAAGCCGGGGAUACAUUAUUUGCUUCAUUCAUUGGAACAAAGCAGUACAAGGAUGUCAUCGCCGAUGCAAACAUUUUUCAAGGGGCCAUCUUUCAUGAGGACUUCAUUGAAGACAUUGAAGGGAAUGAAGGCAUUGAAGGCGAUCAAGUUCUUGGCCAAAACAAGAAGCGAGAAAAUCUUGGAAAGACACUUCAAUCCAAACCUGAUCAAGUGAAAAAUAAACCCAAACCUGCUGCUCAUCGGGGAUUCUUGGCUCGAGCUAAAGGGAUACCUGCAUUGGAGUUGUACAGGCUUGCACAGAAAAAGAACAGGAAGCUUGUCCUUUGUGGACACUCACUUGGGGGUGCGGUAGCAGCUUUGGCUACCCUUGCAAUUUUGAGGGUUAUUGCAUCUUCUUCUCCACGAAAAGAAAAUGAAAAUGUUCAGGUCAAGUGUAUCACAUUCUCCCAGCCACCUGUUGGAAAUGCUGCUCUGAGAGAUUAUGUCCAUAGAGAAGGAUGGCAACAUUAUUUCAAGACGUACUGCAUUCCGGAAGACUUGGUGCCCCGCAUCUUGUCUCCUGCUUAUUUUCAUCACUACAAUGCUCAACUUUUGCAAACUUCAGCUCGUGUGGGAAUUGUGGGUCCAUCUUUGGUGAAAGAUGAAGAAGGAUCUGAACAAUCAAGAAUGCUAAAACCUAAAGAAAAUGAUGAGGAACAGCUUGUACUGGGGUUGGGACCAGUUCAGAACUCUUUCUGGAGACUUUCCAGGCUUGUGCCAUUGGAGGGUGUUCGGAAGCAGUUGGAUAAAUUUAGAGGGAGAAGAAAUGUCCCAGGAGAAACAUCAUUGAUGGCUGAUUCUGGGCUGCCAACAGCACUUGAUGAAGUAGAAACUGAGCCGCAAUCUCUCGAAAUCCAAGAGGGUUCUGAUGGCAUAUCUCUUACUCCAUUAUCUGAUACAGAUAAUGGAUCAUGUGAUGACACAAAGGCCAGCAAUAUGGCAGGAAAAAGUGGCAGUAAAAACAGGGAUUCAAGACAAUGGCACAGAGUACCUUAUUUGCCUUCAUAUGUGCCAUUUGGACAGCUUUAUCUCGUGGGAAAUUCAUCAGUGGAAUCACUCUCUGACUCAGAAUAUUCAAAAUUGACAUCGGUGAGGUCUGUGCUUGCAGAAUUGAGGGAGCGAUUUCAGUCACACUCAAUGAAGUCUUAUAGGUCCCGCUUUCAGAAAAUCUAUGAGCUGUGCAUGUGUGUUCAUGCGUCUCCCUUCUUGGGAAUGGAGCAGUUGCCACAGUUUCCACAUUUACAGCAAUGGCUUGGCCUUUCAAUUGCUGGUACUGUAGAACUUGGUCAUAUUGUAGACCCCCCUGUCAUCAGAACAGCAACGUCCAUUGUUCCUCUUGCAUGGAGUGGCAUUCCUGGUGAGAAGAAUGUGGAGCCGUUGAAAGUUGAUAUCACUGGUUAUGGACUACAUUUGUGCACUCUCGUCCAGGCACAAGUAAAUGGUAACUGGUGCUCAACUAUAGUGGAAUCAUUACCACCAAAGCCUACUUAUUCCUCAAAUCAUGGCACUGAACCUGAUUUACAAAAGAUGCGCAUCUUAAUUGGUGCACCACUUAGACGGCCCCCGAACCAUCAGAUAGUGGCAGAUACUUUCAUGACUGGCUUUCCAUCCCCUGAUUCAGAGAUUGUCAAUCCCAGCCGGAAAUAUACAGUAGGUUCUUUAUGUGAAGGGGAAGUCAUUGGUGCCAAUGGUUUGGGUGAUUUCUGCAUAUACUGUACCAGUGAUUUUAUCACUUCUUCAAAGAAUGUUUGUGUCAGAACUCGUAGGGUGCGGUUUGUUGGUCUUGAGGGUGCUGGUAAGACAUCUCUAUUUAAUGCAAUAUUGGGUCAGGGUAGACAAACAACUGCUGUCAAUCUUGAGAAUGUGCUUCCAGAUAUGGAUACUCAAGAAGGAGUGGCUGGUGGAUUGUGCUUUCUGGAUUCCGCAGGAGUUAACUUGCAGGAGUUGCAUUCAGAAGUUACCCGCUUUAGGGAUGACUUAUGGACGGGGAUUCGUGAUCUUAGUAGAAAGACGGAUUUGAUUGUUCUUGUGCAUAAUUUAUCACACAAGAUCCCAGUAUAUCAUCAACCAAAUGCAUCAAAGAUACAACCAGCCCUUUCGCUUCUCUUGAAUGAGGCCAAAGCACUUGGAAUCCCUUGGGUCCUGGCCAUAACCAACAAGUUUUCUGUCAGUGCAAAUCUGCAAAAGUCGGCUGUAAAUGCUGUCGUGCAGGCAUACGAAGCGUCUCCGAGCAUGACCGAGGUUAUCAAUUCCUGUCCUUAUGUCAUACCAAGCAGUGCAACUAGUCCUCAAACCUGGGAUCCAAAUGGUGACACAGAUCCCAAAGGGAGGAUGGCUGCCCAAAAGCUUCUUCUUGCUCCAAUCAACCUUGUCCGGAUGCCUUUUCAAAAGAAAUCAGUGGUAUUGCCUGUUGAAGGUGUAACUUCGCUUUGUCAAUUAAUACACCGUGUUCUACGGAGCCAUGAGGAAACUUCGCUUCAGGAACUUACUUGCGAGAGGCUGCAAUUGGAAUUGGCAAGAGAACAGGCAAUGGUGGCAGAUGCAAGACAAGAUUCCCAGGGCAAAACAAGCUCCAUCACAUCUGCGGCUGUCGGUGCAUCACUUGGUGCUGGUCUUGGGCUUGUUUUGGCGGUUGUUAUGGGUGCAGCAUCUGCCUUGAGGAAACCUUGAGAAUGUGCAGUCUUGGUUUUCUUUUUGCCUGUUUUGAUCGCCCAAUGGAUGCUGUUUUUCCAGACAUAAGAAGUUUGGACCCCUAUUCUGUUUACAGAGUUGGAUUACUACUUUUUGUUGGCAGACAUGUCUUGAAACUUUUGUAGCAAAGGCCAUAGCCUGCAAUUCAUUUUAUUCGUGAAACAUCUUUGUAGACGAACACUGGCUGAAAUGUCGGAUGUUUAUUUUUCUACUCUUAUUUCCAGGUUCAUGGGUGUAAAGGGGCCGUGUAUAUAAAGAUGAGAUUGUCUGUUGGUAUUUGGCAAGAUAUUCUAUCUGUAUUAGCAGAAUCAGUUGGUUCUUGGUA
Molecule: messenger RNA, 3519 nt
Organism: Magnolia sinica
Lineage: Eukaryota; Viridiplantae; Streptophyta; Magnoliopsida; Magnoliales; Magnoliaceae
Exons: 14
Coding region: 99-3173 (1024 amino acids)
Biological process (GO): lipid metabolic process
Source: RefSeq, a predicted model, not a curated record